CAUUUUGAGUACAGUCCAAGUAUGAGUGAAAGAGUAGCUGUUAUAACUGGGGCUAACACUGGUAUUGGUUUCUCCUUGGCCGAGAGACUUUUAACUGAUGAACGUAAUAUACAAAUUUGGUUGGCGUGCAGAAAUGUUCGUAAAGCGAACGAGGCGAAAGAUAUGUUACGACGUAAAUUUCCGGACUCUUUCGUUCGCAUCGUUCAACUGGACACGUCCAACAUAGGAUCAGUUUUAAGAGCGGCAGAAACUCUUAAGAGAGAAUUGAGACGCUUGGACUUAUUGUAUUUAAACGCCGGUAUAAUGCCAGUAACUGGUUUCGAUUUUCAAAGAUUUAUCUCCAAUAUAUUAUCAAAGAAUGCGUUUGAAAUCCUCUCUACGGGCGAAGCUUUAAUGAAACAAUCCGAUAACGUCACUAGUGACGGUUACCAGGAAACAUUUGCUACCAAUGUCUUUGGUCAUUUUGUUUUGGCGAGAAAACUGAAGGAACUAAUGGCUUGCUCUACAGGAGCAAAGAUUAUUUGGACGUCUUCGAGUAAUGCAAAUAAGCGACAUUUCGAUUUGGACGAUAUACAACACGCCCGCGGAAAAGAACCGUACAGUUCUUCCAAGUAUUUGAUAGAUCUCGUUUCCGUGGCAAUGAAUGCAGAAUUUUCGCAAAGCGGAAUUACGUCGAGCGUCGUUAAUCCCGGUUUAGUGCUCACCAAUAUGACAUUCUCCAUAUUACCAAUAUUUUUGUGGUACGCUGUUAUGCCCAUUCUAUUUAUGCUACAAAUAAAUGAAGGAGAUGCAAUUCAAGCUUACCGUUCAUUAAUUGAACUACAAGAACGUCAUGAAAAGACUGUAUUCUAA
Molecule: messenger RNA, 852 nt
Organism: Dimorphilus gyrociliatus
Lineage: Eukaryota; Metazoa; Annelida; Polychaeta; Dinophilidae
Source: the annotation of a GenBank genome assembly